AGGCACUGAGUCGUAGCCCCGCCUGGGAGGGCGCGCUGCGGCGACUGUGUGGGCCAGGAAUGCGCGGCUCCUCGGCGUGGACGCCGCCUCGCGGCGGGUUGCCCUGGCCUGCUGCGCCCCCCUCGGGUGGCCGGGGUCUGCGCGACCUUGUCUCCAGGCGCCAUGGCCAGAGCCCUCCAGUCCCCGGUUCUGGCCCGCGCUGAGUGCCAGGGGCGGCAGGGGGCACCGUUGGGGGUUCUCCAGUGGGAGGAACGUGCUCUGUGAGGUCAGCGCGCCGCGGCCCGGGUCACAAUGCUGCCCUCCUCGACGCCCGGGCCCGGGCACGCCACAGAGACCUGCCCGGCUCCCCCUGGACCGGAGCGUUCUCCCGCGGCCAGGGCUCGGGCAGCUGCUUCUAGCCUGGGACCGGUCUCAGCCUCCGGGAGAGCGCCCUGGGGCCUGGACAUGAGCGCCCAGGAGCCCCCGCAGGGUCGGAGAUUCCCCAUUGAGGCCGGAGACUCCCGUGGCCUUGCCGCCGCCCCCGAGUCCCAGGACAGCCCGGAGGCGGUAGCGACGGAGCACAACCCGGUCAGGCCGCUUCGUCGCUGCCCUGGAUGCCACUGCCUGACGCUGCUGCACGUGCCCAUCGACGUCUACCUGGCCAUGGGCGGGAGCCCCCGGGCCCGCGCCACGUGAGUGCGCCUGCUCCCUGCGGCUCCGCGGGAGCUGGGCGGGAACGAGGCCCCCCCGCGGGCCACCACGCUGAGGUCGCAUGCGCCGAGCACGAGACAAUGAUGCACAUUUUAAAAUAAAAGAAUGAUGCACAUUUUAAUAAA
Messenger RNA from Pongo pygmaeus (Bornean orangutan), 815 nucleotides. It is a transcript of the gene FAM229A, whose product is annotated as family with sequence similarity 229 member A. NCBI's taxonomy places the organism in Eukaryota, Metazoa, Chordata, Mammalia, Primates, Hominidae. The record is from RefSeq and is a predicted model, not a curated record. The coding region runs from base 292 to 675 and encodes 127 amino acids. The transcript has 3 exons.